AUGGCCUUCCUCCUCAAGUUCUUCCGUUUUGGCGCGGAGAAGAAGAAGGCGAAACACUACGAGAAUGUGAAGCGCGACAUCAACCCAGAGGACAUCUGGACAGUGCUGGGGGAGCUGGGGGAUGGCGCCUUUGGAAAAGUCUUCAAGGCACAGAACAAGGUGACGGGGGUUCUGGCUGCUGCGAAGGUGAUUGACACUCAGAGUGAGGAGGAGCUGGAAGAUUACGUGGUGGAGAUAGACAUCCUUGCCUGCUGCGAUCACCCAAACAUUGUCAAGCUGCUGGAUGCACUGUACUGGGACAGCAGGCUGUGGAUCCUGAUUGAGUUUUGCCCAGGAGGAGCAGUGGAUGCAGCAAUCCUGGAGUUGGAGAAGGGUCUGACGGAGGAGCAGAUCCAAGUGGCCUGUAAGCAGAUCCUGCUGGCCCUGCAGUAUCUCCACAGCUGCAAGAUCAUCCACAGGGAUCUGAAGGCUGGGAAUGUCUUGCUGACCUUGGAAGGAGAUGUCAAGCUGGCUGAUUUUGGAGUCUCUGCCAAAAACGCCCAAACCCUGCAGCGACGGGCAUCCUUCCUUGGGACACCAUAUUGGAUGGCUCCAGAAGUGGUGCAGUGUGAGACCUCGAAGGAGAACCCCUAUAACUACAAGGCUGACAUCUGGUCCCUGGGGAUCACCCUGAUUGAGAUGGCCGAGAUGGAGCCCCCCUACCACGAGCUGAACCCCAUGAGAGUGCUGCUGAAAAUCUCCAAGUCCCAGCCACCCACCUUGCGCUGUCCCAAGAGAUGGUCUGAGGAGUUUAAAGACUUUCUGAGAAAAUCGCUGGAGAGGAAUCCAGAGGUCCGGUGGUCAGCCAGCCAGCUCCUGCAGCACCCCUUCGUGGCAGAGGUGACGGAGAAGCGGCCCCUGCGGGAGCUGAUUGCAGAGGCCAGGGCAGAGGUGAUGGAAGAGGUGGAAGAGGAGGAGGAGGAAGGACAUGUCUCAUCACCACACCAUGACCACAAAGGCUCCUUCUACAAGGCCUCCACCAGCAGCCACUGCGAGCAGGAAACACCGCCCCAGCCCAGUCAGAGCCUGGACGGGAGGGAAGUGCAAUCAGGAGCGGGCAGGGAGAUGGACAUGAUGGCUCAGCCAGCCAGCCAGCCUGUUCUGCCGGCAGAGGAGAGCAAACGGGAAGAGCAAACGGGGUCGCCAAAGAAUCAGACGGGGAGCCCUCUCCCUGCUGGCCAGCCUGAGCUCCAAGGACCUGGGGUCAACACCAGUGUCCAGGGGGACUCCGUCCCCUAUGGUCCCCAGAUGAGGGCAAAAAAAACAUCCGACUUCCUGAAACAAAUGAGGCGAAAGUCCGCGCCCAUGUUUGCGGCUUCCCGGGAGCUGCGCGGCUCCAUGAGGCUCCCCUCCCGGAGGCCCUCCGACGUCCUGAAGCUGAUGAGACGCAGGUCGUUCUUUGGUGGAUUGAAGUCACAAGAAAAUGCCAGGAAACAAGGUGGGAUCAAUGGAGAGCCAGUGGCGCAAACAGCCAGUGGGAAAGAUCAGGGCGAGGAGCAGUUACCUUCAUGUCCUGAGCCUCAGCCACGUGUGGAGCUGCCAGGCACGCUGGAGGAGACAGCGCUAGAUCCCUUCCGAGCAGCAGCACUCGAACCAGAAGCAGAGAACGACUUUAAAGGGAACCAUGAAAAGGAGACCAGCCCUCUAGAGAGCCCAGCCCAAGCAAGAGAACUUUGUACUGGGCCAAAUCAUUUAGCACCAUCUAAAGAUCCAGCGGAAGGGCAAGAGGUGGAAACAGAAGAAGUAGAAACUGCUGAUGAUCAGGCCAAGCCUGUAUUGGAAGAAACUCAGGCAGGUUUUGAACUCCCUGACUCAACCAUAACAGACAGAGUUCCCUCCACAGAAGCAGAAAGUCAACAGGCAGCUGUAGGCCUGGAGGACAGAACCCAGACAUGCCCCACUUUGCUCUCAGUGAGUAACAUGGAAAACCUAUCAAAUAGCGAUUCUACCAGUAAUUUAUUUGCUCUGCAGGAAUGCACAGGAGCAACUAAGUGGGACUUGCCUGAAGGCUCAGCUGGGAUGGGAGAAGGGCAGACCGUGGAUGAGACUCCUCCCUCCAGUUCCAGGAAAUGGAGGAUUCAGGGUGAAAGGACAGAGGAAAUACGAAGUCUAGCCAAGAAACAUUACCUGGAUUGUGCAUCUGUGAGCAGCCCUCUUGCAAACCUGGAUGUGAGCGAGGGUACACGACUAUUAGCAGCUCUAGACCUUUGUCAGACUAGUACUAAAGUUCUGAGCAUCAAAGAAUCCUUGAGACAGCUCCAGCCCAAAGGUGCUGGAGUGUGUCUAGAUAAGGAAGUGAGAGGGGUUAGAUUACAGACUGAAAAUUACUCAAAUGCAGCAGAAGCACAAGAAGGUGGAAGCCCAGAGACUUCUGGGGAGCUAGCAGAGCAGACACACUGUGAAACUGAGAAUGAAAGACUCCCCAAGGAAUUAGAGCAGAGUGGUGAGAAUUGGCAGCAGGCAGAAACCUUCUCAGUAAAGAAUGAAGCAGAAGGAGACAUGGAGAACGCAGAUGAAAACACAAAGGUGGGAUCAGCAACCCUAGAAGAGCUGUGUUGUAUGGGAGAGAUUGCAGUGACUGAGAACGGAGAGAACAAUACAGCGGUCGCUAGCUCUGCUAUGGAGACAGUGGUUCCAGCCAACGAGGAAACAGGGAAGAAUGAGGAAGAAACUAUAGACAACAAUAUAAGGGGUCAUUUAAAUGAAGAUCAACAUUCAGGGGUGGACACCUCCCCCAAGGAGAUCAUGGGGCCAGCGCAUGAGGAGUCAGAAGGAGAUAUUGUAAACAAGGUUGUAGAGGAGCAUUUAAAGGGAGACCAAAAUUCAGUGGUGGACACAUCCAGUCAGGAGAUACUGGUACCAGCAAGAGAGGAAGCCCAGGAAGGCAGCAUAGAAAAUAUAACACUCGGUCAUUUAAAUUUAGAGGAUCAAAACCCAGUGGUGGAUACCUCCCCCAAGGAGAACCUAGUGCCAGCUCAGGCACACACAGGGGAGAAAGUGGAAGACACUGCAGACAGCCCUAGGGGUGACCCGUUAAAUGUUGUUGAGGACAAAGACCAUGAAGCUAGGGGAGAUGGAAAUGGUAGAGAAACAGAGAAGGAAGAGAGACACCCACCCAGAGAAGGUCUGGCAGAGGCUGUUCUGUGUCCAGAAGGGGCCUCGGGGGAUGGAGCUGGAAGAGAAGAGAGAAGUGCCCCCCUGGGGAACGGAGCAGGGCUAGAGCCCCAGGGGGAACCUAUUGGGCACCCAAAGGUAAGGAAGAGCGUGAGCUUUGCUGAGGCACCCCUGGGAUGCCCCGCCUCCCUGAAACAGGCAGCUAAUGGAGGAGCAAUGAGAGAUGGAAAAGAUCCCAGUGGUGAGGGAGAUUCGACCUUAAACGAUGGUUUAAUACACAACCAAGAAGAGACGCCGACUUCACCAGGCAAUACAGAGUCUGACACGGACCGCCACCUUCCUUCGGCAAGGCUGCAGACCCCGCGCUGCGCGCAAGACAUCACACAGGAGGCUGUCUCCCUAAGAAGAACAGUGAAGAAAACCAGGAAGUUUGUUGUGGAUGGGAAGGAGGUCAGCGUGACAACCUCAAAGACCAUCAGCGAGGUGGAUACAAAGGGCGAGAAGAUGCGCUCGGCUCGGCGCCAGGAGCUGCAUGAACUCCGCCUUCUCCAGAAGGAAGAGCAGCGAGCCCAGAGCCAGCUGGAGCAGAAGCUCCAUCAGCAGCGGGAGCAGAUGUUCCGCCACAUUGAGCAGGAAAUGACGAGUAAGAAGCAGUAUUAUGACCAUGAGGUGGAGAGCCUGGAGCGGCACCAUCGGCAGGCCCGGGAGCGCCAGGAGCACGAGUUCACCGCCAGGCUACGCGAUGAGGCCAAGCGGCUGAAAGCCCUGCAGGAGAAGGACUAUGGCAAGAAGCUGUCGGCCUUCAGGGGCAACAGGCGAGAGGAGCAGAGAUUUCUGCAGCAGCAGCAGGAGGAGCUCAACCUGGCCUUGCAGAAAGUCAUCCAGGAGCACAAGAAGAAAGUGACCUCGAUCGAGUGGGAGUGCAUCAGCAAGAUCCACAGCCUCAGGAGAGCCCGGGAGGCCGUGGUGUGGAGCGUGGAGCAAGGCCACCUGCAGGAGAAGUAUCAUCUCUUCAAGCAGCAGGUGAAGGAGCAGUACUCGCUCCAGCGGCAGCAGCUCAGCAAGCGGCACGAGAAGGAAACCGAGCGGAUGAGCCGCUUCCACCUCCUCCUGCUGGACGAGCUGAGGAACCAGCAGGCGCAGCAGCACGCUCAGCUGCUGAAAACCCAGCGUGGGGAUGCCAAGCUCCGCCUAGCCAUGUUCAAGGAGAGUCUGAAGAUCCAGGAGGUGACGGGCGCUGAGCAGAAGGACAGGACCAAGCAGUUCCUGCAGCAGGAGGAGGGGCGCCAGCGAGCAGAGGUGCAGCUACAGCAGCAGCAGCACAAGGAGCAGCUGCAGGACCUGCAGCAGCAUCUGGCUGAGAACCUGAGUGAGCUGGAGCAGUUGCAGACCGAGAAGCUCCGCCUGCUGGUCGAACAGGAGAAGAAGCAGCUGAAGGGGCUGGACGACGAACACACCCUGGAGCUGAGCGAGUGGAAACAGCGGCUCGCUACCCGCAAAGAAAUGCUUGAGGAGGAGCUGGCUCACUUGAACCCGCUGCAGCAGAAGGAGCUACGCCGUGGCAGCGAACCAGGCAGCAGGAUAUCCCGGUUCUUCCACUUCCCUUCCUGA
Messenger RNA from Emys orbicularis (European pond turtle), 4764 nucleotides. Its product is annotated as serine/threonine-protein kinase 10-like. Lineage: Eukaryota; Metazoa; Chordata; Testudines; Emydidae. Bases 1 to 4764 code for a protein of 1587 amino acids. The record is from RefSeq and is a predicted model, not a curated record. Gene Ontology annotation, molecular function: ATP binding; protein serine/threonine kinase activity. The transcript has 18 exons. Gene Ontology annotation, biological process: protein phosphorylation.